GUACAAGUGACACACGCUCCAGCAUAUACUGUACUUUCAGUUAGAACUCGGGAUAAUGUUUGCAAUAGGCUACGUGAUCAUCAAAACACAAAUUUAAACAGACGAUUCGUCUCUUCGGCUCGGUGUUUUCUUUAAGCUAGUAAAAACUGACAAACGACAGAAAAACGAACUUUGAAUGAUGAUUAACGGUCAAAACAAUGUAACUGACGAAAGAAUUUUGGCUUUUGUCCAUAAGUCCGCGGCGACUGUUGGACUUUGGACCAACGUGACAAACACAGUGUUUAGAUAAACAUUGGAGGCUUUUUAGAUCAAAGCAAGGUAUUUGAUCAAAGCACCGUGUCCUCAAGAUGGCGGUGGUAAGGACAACACAUCUUAAACGCUUUAUUUUGAGUAGGUACCUACUUCAGGAGGUAGGUGCACGUCCGUUUGAAACUACAAAAAGGAAAGUAUUUCAGCUUGCGGAGACCGAGAUCGACUGGUCCGCAGAAGCAGCAGGAAAAUCUGUACCAAUACGAGGGAGGGCCAUGCUCCCCGGGUCGGAAAGUUGCAAUUUUCCAGAGUUCCUCUCGCCCCCAAGAGUUGACGACCCCCCUCGAGUUUUCGCUCCAUCGGGGAGGGAACGCACCGCUCCCGAAGACUGUGCCGUGGAGAUGCGGAAAGUCGUCCACGAGUUGAUGAAAAAUCAGGACGUAGGCGCCGUGCUAUUUCGCGGUUUCCCGCUGUCCACGACCCAGGACUUUUCCAGAGUCGUAAACAACUUAGGUCUCAAAAUGAGACGUAGUUACAAAGGUGGGAUCGGCAUAAGGCACGAGACUGACGAGUCUGUCUACUCGGCAAGCGACGAGCCACCUGAAUGGUGCAUAGAGCCUCACAACGAACUCGCCCAGUCCAACAACUCUCCUGAAAAGGUGAUAUUUUUCUGUGUGGAUCCGCCGUCCCCUGGUGCUGGGGGUGAAACGGUCCUCACAGACGUGCGGGAAAUCCUUCCGCGUCUCGACAAGGACGUUGUGAAGAAGUUCCAGGCGCUGGGGGUCAUGUACAAACACUACGUGCCGUCUCGUGGUUCCGGGGAAUAUCUCUGCUGGCAAACCAUGUUCCAGACUGAAGACAGCUCUGUUGUCGAGGAGUUCCUGAGAACCAACAACAUCCAGUGGGAGUGGGACGACAACAACGCCCUCUUGUGGUGGAUCACCCUACCUGCAGUUCGCAUGUACAGGGGUACCCAGUUGUGGUUUAAUUCUGCACACAUCAACAACGUCUCCUGCCUGAAGCUACAUCCUCAUUGGUGCGACAAGGACAUUCCCGAUCACCGUCAUCCAACCAACACGUUCUAUGGAGACGGCACCGAGAUAGAAGCAGAUGUGUUACAGCACAUCAGGGACGUCAUUUGGCAGGUCGCUGUCGGUUUCCAGCUGAAAAAGGGCGACUUACUGGUGCUGAACAACAUGUACUGUCAACACGCUAGGCUCAGUUAUGCAGGCACUAGGAAGCUGGCCUUCGCUAUGGGCAUGCACGAAGACUAAUGAUAAGCUACAGACGAGGUUAUGACCAUCACCAUGGCAACUGAACUGACAAUGAGAUUUUACCAUACAGCACUGUGAACGUACAACUGCAUGAUUCUAUAGAAAAUAGAAUGAUUUAGCUUACCUUGUACAUCGUAACUACUGCAAAUAGCAGCUCUCGCAACACUUACUGUAGCUGAGCCUACCACAAGGGGUCUCCAGUGGACUGGG
Molecule: messenger RNA, 1733 nt
Organism: Branchiostoma floridae (Florida lancelet)
Lineage: Eukaryota; Metazoa; Chordata; Leptocardii; Amphioxiformes; Branchiostomatidae
Product: clavaminate synthase-like protein At3g21360
Exons: 5
Coding region: 348-1523 (391 amino acids)
Molecular function (GO): oxidoreductase activity
Source: RefSeq, a predicted model, not a curated record